AGUAGUACCUUCCUGAUCAGAGUCCCUACCCCCGCCCCCAACAGGUCAGUGGUUGUUGGACUGGGGCUUCAGGAGCGGGAAGGAGAACCAACCGGCACUGGUGUCUGAGUUGACCGGGUACACACUUAGCUAGUGCGCGAAGCGACAGUCAUCCUUUACGGAGAGCACAGACCUGACUAGGGGAACUUAACAUUAUCAGUAGUCAUGGCCCACGCCUGGGGAUACGACCAACAGCAUGGUAACAGUUAGAGGUAUCCAGGAUGACCAGGGUUGCCAGAGUGCUAUUGAGUUUUCAUAGAGGUCUGAAACUCCAGGCCAGAUAUUUCCACCCCAGUGUUUCCCGGCUCUGUGGUGAUGGUGAAUGGAACUACUACGGUCGAGGUCCAAGCAAGUGGCACGAGCAUUUUCCCAUUGCCAAGGGACAGCGUCAGUCUCCCAUAGACAUUGUCACAGGCAGUGCCAAGGUCGAUCAGGCAUUGUCAGAUAAGCCACUGAAGAUUAGCUACAGCAACAACUGCUGUCAGAGUGUCACUAACACUGGACACUCCUUCCAAGUGGUCGUGGAUGGGGCCGGAACUGAGAUCAGUGGUGGUCCCCUGGACAGCACCUACAAACUUGUCCAGUACCACGCUCACUGGGGUCCGCUUGGUGAGAAUGUGGGAUCUGAGCACACUGUGGACGGAGUCAGCUACCCUGCAGAGCUCCAUCUGGUCCACUGGAACCAGAAGUACAAGGAUGUCACAGAGGCCGUGGACAAGCCUGAUGGACUCGCUGUGAUUGGUGUCUUCUUCUCGAGGGGGAAGGAGCAUGCUGGCUUCAAGCCGAUCUCUGACCUGUUCUCCAAGGUUCCUCGCAAGGGGGACAAAGUGGACAUCAACUUCAAUUAUGACCCAGCCUGUCUUCUGCCAGCUCAGCGUAACUACUGGACAUACCUCGGGUCACUGACCACACCUCCUCUGUUUGAGAGCGUCACCUGGAUCGUCAUGAAGGACCCUGUAGAGGUGUCUUCAGAACAGCUGGCUGCUCUGAGGAACCUACUAUGGGAGACCCCUAGCGGAGAGGGCCAGAUGUUCAACAACUACCGACCCCCUCAGCCUCUGCACGGCAGGGUGGUCAGGUCCACCUAACCAGGAGGAACAACCCAGGACAGGCCGGGGCAGUCUGUUCCGCAGUUUGAACACACUGUGGGUCACUCCUAGAGUGUGGCCAAGUUCAAACACAAACAGAAUUAUUUUUUACAACAGGAGCGCCACCUUUAAUACAGGGUUUCACAUUUAUCUUUGGUGAAGGUCAUUUUGGAAGUAUUUCAUAAUCUGCGUUCCUAGCUCAGUAUUAUUCUCUACCUGCUACAUAACAGGAGUGUGAAUAUGAUUGGAGCAUACAUGUCAGACAUUCAUGAUACUAAGGGUGACCUAAGUAUCUUAUUUUCUGCAAAGAUAACAUCGUUUGAAAGAGUGUUAACGGUGUUUGUUAGAGGUGUCACGUGUGUUGUCAGGUGCAAAAUGGCUGUUGCUUUGUGGUGAAUCUAAAUUUCAUGUAUUUGGUGCAAAGCAUAUGAUAAUCAUGUUUUAAAGGGUGUCAUCAUAGUUAUUGUCAUCAAAAACUUACUUGUUGCAUGCUAAAGCUUCUACAAACACAAUACUGUAACCCUGCUCUGGACACAUUACCUUACACUAAAUCAGAUAUGACAGACAACAUUCCAAAUGUCCUAUCU
Branchiostoma belcheri (Belcher's lancelet) is the source of this 1714-nucleotide messenger RNA. RefSeq names its product carbonic anhydrase 2-like. The coding region runs from base 261 to 1127 and encodes 288 amino acids. Gene Ontology annotation, cellular component: cytoplasm. Gene Ontology annotation, molecular function: carbonate dehydratase activity; zinc ion binding. The record is from RefSeq and is a predicted model, not a curated record. NCBI's taxonomy places the organism in Eukaryota, Metazoa, Chordata, Leptocardii, Amphioxiformes, Branchiostomatidae. The transcript has 9 exons.